UUUGCCAAUACGAUGAAUUAAACAGCGGGGAGUUUGGUUUUUCAAUUUCUUCUCUUUUCCGACACGUACGUGACAGUGAAGUAAGGCAGCUUGAGCUAUCAUCUCAUCGUCACGCCUAGAUGCCUCGCUUAAACAUAUUGAAAUCUUAUUGCGGGAAGAGAAAUGAAAAAUGUGUGUUUAUUUUUGGUGUAAGUAGUCUUCUUUUGUUAUCAUCUGUAAAAUGGACUCGUUUCUAGUUUAGUAAGUUAGUUGGACACUGAGUAGCUUUUGUUACGAGUGCCUUUUCAAACUGGUAAAGGAUAGCAAAGACCUAGUAUGUUUCGUUUAUGAGAACAGCUUUAGAAGUGCAUGCUAAAUAUCAAAGCAUUGUUCACUGUAAAUUAACAUCAAGUCCAAUUAUGUCGUCAUCUCUUCUGAUCCAGAGCCACCGUUCUUACGCAGUCUCCCAGCCUUGUGGUAACAUGCAUCUGAGGGUCCAUCUGCCCACUUUGGCUUUCUUGGCUGCAGUAUGCAGAAGGAACGAAGCUCUCUUAUUUCCUCUUUUAUUCCCACUCUCCAUCAAGAUAACCAUUCAUUCAAAUCACAAACCUACUCCUCCUCCAGUACACGACUAUCACUUUGAAAGUGUGCCACUCUAUAAGGAAGUCGUGGUGAAGGGCAAUGCUCACAUCUCAGACAACAGUGAGGGCUACAAGCACAGUUACGGAGAUGGCCACAAGUACGGAACCAGCUAUGGAGACGGUCAUAUAAAGGUCUACACCAACGAACCCCAUGUUAAAGGACACUCGUAUUCUAAAGGAUACGGAACAGGUGGUGGCGACUUCAGUGGAAGUGUUUACGCUAAAUUUCCUUCAUCUUCCAUGCAUUACAAGGGCAGCGGCUUCAUUGGGAACGGACAUCUUCAUUACAAAGGCAGCCUAUACAGUGAACCUGAGAAGACACACUAUAAAGGAACAGAUUAUAAAAGUGCGCCGCCUUUUGAAACACAUUACAAAGGAACAGAUUAUAAUAUCCCUCCGAAUCCCGGAACACACUUCAAAGGAAAAGACUACAAUAGCCCUCCUAAUCCUGGAACACACUUCAAAGGAACAAAUUACAAUAGGCCUCCUAAUCCUGGAACACACUUCAAAGGAACAGAUUAUAGCGGUGCUCCUAAUCCCGAAACACACUAUAAAGGAACAGAUUACAACAGCGCUCCAGAUUCUGGGACGCAUUACAAGGGAAGCGAUUACUCGGCAAACCCAGAAACACAUUAUAAAGACAGCAGUUAUCACUCUGGAGCAGACAGUGCGUACGACUCAAAUGAUUAUCAAGCACCUCCUUCACAUUACAAAGGUGGUAACUACAAUGGCAAAAAAACAUACCAAAAAGAACAUGGUUACAUUAAAUCUGUAGGUGGUUACAAAAUGUCAGAUUUCAUCCGGGAUUAUGGGUCUAAAAGUGCAAGCUCUGAGGAUGACGAUGAUCGAUAUCCAGUUGCAAUACCGGCGAAGGUGGCACCAGGCAACACGUAUGCUGAGAUAGCAGCCGCUCAUCAAGCAUCGCUUCGUGGUGGUGGCCCCAAAGCUUAUGCGGCUGAAGAGUAUAGUGAUCUUGGAGCCAAACAGCAGUACAAGAAGGAUAAAGAUUACGAGCAUGAACCAGAAUACUUGGAUGAUACACCUCCAGGAUACAAAUCUAGCGCUAAGAGGCCAGUGUACAAACGACCAGUGUAUGAUACCAAAAGAACCGGACCUCUAAACGAAGAGGUACAUUCAACGGAACCCACAUCAUAUGCCGGUUAUGGUACACGAAUAUAUGGUGAUAGUUAUGCUAAAGUCAUUUAUCAGCCAAAAACUUUAAAAAUAUCUAUUAGUGCCACGUCUCAUUAAACAAAUAUAAGUGUUAUUUAUAAUUUGGAAGAUUUCUCAGAAAUAUAUCUAGCAUAUGCUGAUGCUUACUGAAAAACUGUAAAUCUUCCAACAAAAGUUUAUAACGGAAAACGAAGAGAAUUUUUGUAAUGUUUGCGGAUGUUAUCAACAAUUGUCUCAUUACAUUUUAGCGACGAAUUCCAAAAAAACAUGCGGAAUAUUACAGAUAACUUUGUUCUUUCUGACAUUUUACUAUUACAAAGGGUGACUAACAGCAGGCAGUACUUUGGCAGCAAUAAGUGAAGACGGAAACACUUGGAAAGAAUGUUAAUAAAUGUUUUAUAUCCAAA
Molecule: messenger RNA, 2200 nt
Organism: Stegodyphus dumicola
Lineage: Eukaryota; Metazoa; Arthropoda; Arachnida; Araneae; Eresidae
Source: RefSeq, a predicted model, not a curated record